This is a messenger RNA of Porites evermanni, 1664 nucleotides long. The record is from the annotation of a GenBank genome assembly. Lineage: Eukaryota; Metazoa; Cnidaria; Anthozoa; Scleractinia; Poritidae.
AUGAACUUAAGCAGGAGGUACGUUUGGCUUCUUGCCAUCUUGAUUGGUUCAUUUUUUGGUUACUUGAUAUUCAAGUCACGCUACACAACCCUUUAUUCAUCCAAACUUCAGGCCGGUCAAAAUCAUGGUGGAGCAAGGACUGUAAACGCCACGGAAAGUGUUGCUACCAGCACUAAAGACAUUGUAACUACGGAAAUUCCUGGUGAUGAACGUUUCCAAAUCGGCCAUUAUGUUUCAAGACUUAACUCUUCCAUAAUUGGAAAAGAGUUCAACUUUGAUAAUUCAACUCUAGUUGUAAUAAGAAGAGUUCUUCGGAAUCAAACAUUCAAGCGAAAGCCAAUCGAGUCCAUUGAUGCCAAGACGCCAUUUUUUGAUCUCGUGACUCCUGUGACCGCGUGUUCGAGUAACCACUACGGCGAAUUCAAACCUCACAUAGAAGAUUUUAGAAAGAGUUUCCCUGGAACGAAAUGUUUUUUCUACGAUCUUGGACUAAACGAUGAGCAGAUCAAUGAAGUUAAAAACAUGCCUGACCUAGUGUACAGAAAAUUCGACUUUAAUGUGUAUCCUGAACACGUUCGUUACCUGCGAAAUUAUGCCUGGAAACCGUUGAUAAUUCAAGAAAUGCUCUCUGAAUUUGAUGGAACAAUGUGGUUUGAUUCAUCUGUCAAAUUCUUAGGAAACCUAACCAGUAAUGUAAUAGAACUUAUGUCCCGCCACAAUACAGGCGUAGUGUUUUAUCUCGCCACAACCGGCCACUCCAUAGUAGCCGCUACUCAACCGGGCAUGCUUGAAUACUUUCCGAUGAUGAAAGAAGGCGCAGUUAAGGACAUGCUUCAGGCCAGUGCAGUGGUUUACAUAAACAAGGAUGAAGUACAAAGGCACAUAAUGAAAUGGGUUGUGAUUUGCGCCCUCAAAAAGGACUGUAUCGCACCGCCCGGUUCAAAAUUGUUUUGUGGGUUUAAGUUUCCUCGAGACAGGUUUGGGGGCUGCCACAGAUAUGACCAGUCUCUGCAAAAUAUCCUUGUUUCGAACGCUUAUAACCAUGAACACGAGAAAUAUCAGUACUGGAGUAAAAAUUUUGCCGUUAUGGCCCNCUAGUGUACAGAAAAUUCGACUUUAAUGUGUAUCCUGAGCACGUUCGUUACCUGCGAAAUUAUGCCUGGAAACCGUUGAUAAUUCAAGAAAUGCUCUCUGAAUUUGAUGGAACAAUGUGGUUUGAUUCAUCUGUCAAAUUCUUAGGAAACCUAACCAGUAAUGUAAUAGAACUUAUGUCCCGCCACAAUACAGGCGCAGUGUUUUAUCUCGACUCAACCCACCACUCUAUAGUAGCCGCUACUCAACCGGGCAUGCUUGAAUACUUUCCGAUGAUGAAAGAAGGCGCAGUUAAGGACAUGCUUCAGGCCAGUGCAGUGGUUUACAUAAACAAGGAUGAAGUACAAAGGCACAUAAUGAAAUGGGUUGUGAUUUGCGCCCUCAAAAAGGACUGUAUCGCACCGCCCGGUUCAAAAUUGUUUUGUGGGUUUAAGUUUCCUCGAGACAGGUUUGGGGGCUGCCACAGAUAUGACCAGUCUCUGCAAAAUAUCCUUGUUUCGAACGCUUAUAACCAUGAACACGAGAAAUAUCAGUACUGGAGUAAAAAUUUUGCCGUUAUGGCCCGGGGGUAA